Molecule: messenger RNA, 2719 nt
Organism: Salvelinus fontinalis (brook trout)
Lineage: Eukaryota; Metazoa; Chordata; Actinopteri; Salmoniformes; Salmonidae
Product: germ cell-less protein-like 1
Exons: 15
Coding region: 402-1910 (502 amino acids)
Biological process (GO): germ cell development
Molecular function (GO): protein binding
Source: RefSeq, a predicted model, not a curated record
GGCACAUCAUAGUUAGCAGGCUAGAAGAAGACAAAUUGUGAGCCUGUGGUAUCUGCAUCGUUUUAGCUAUGGAAAAUAGGAAGACAAUUUGACAAUGGUUCUUGAAAUAUCCUUUUAAACAUUACUAAUGAUGUUCAAGCUAUUGGUAGAUCAUAUUUGGCCGGAUUAACUAGCUCCGCAAUAUCUGGUGCUAAAUUACCUCUUUGUCCCCAAAAAAAUUAGCUGAGAAGGCUUGUUGUUUAUGUACAGUACUGUACUAGCUAACAGUAGCUAAGUUACGUCUGUGACCUGUCACAGCUGAGCUUGCUAGCAACAUAGCUAGGCGUGUUUAAAUUCAUUGUCAACAACGUUUGCUAGCCGACGGGUUUGCCUUGUUAUAUAUAUCAGUGUGCAGGGGAGAGAUGGGCACCCUGGGCAGCCGCAUGCAGGCCUCCUCCCAGGAUCCGGAGGAAGCAGUUGAGAAUGCAUGUGCCAGUGGCAAGCAUGGAUGUGAGUGCAGAAAGAGGAAACGGACUGCACACUGCGACUGUGACAGUGAGCCUGAUGAGGAAGAUGCCUUACUGGACACACCACGGAGGAAGAAGCUAAAGAGCACUUCCAAGUACAUCUAUCAGACCUUGUUCCUGAACGGCGAGAACAGUGACAUCCGCAUCUGUGCCCUUGGGCAGGAGUGGAACCUGCACAAAGUCUACCUGUGCCAGUCGGGGUAUUUCUCCAGCAUGUUCAGUGGAUCCUGGAAGGAGUCCAACAUGAUGGUCAUACCGUUAGAGAUCCCAGACCAGAACAUCGACACAGAGGCUCUACAGGUAGUGUUUGGAUCUCUGUACCGGGAUGAUGUUCUGAUCAAGCCCAGCAGGGUGGUCAGUAUCCUAGCAGCAGCUUGUAUGCUCCAACUGGAUGGUCUGAUCCAGCAAUGUGGCGAGACCAUGAAAGAGAAUGUCAGUGUCAAGACUGUGUGUGGCUAUUACUCCUCUGCCAGCAUCUACGGCCUGGACUCUGUUAUGAAGAAGUGUCAGGAAUGGCUCCUCAAUAACCUCAUGACCCAUCAGAAUGUUGACCUGAUGAAGGAGCUAGGAACGGACGUGAUGGAACCGCUGAUCCAGUCGUCUGACCUCUUCGUCAUGCAGGUGGAGAUGGACGUCUACACAGCCCUGAAAAAGUGGAUGUUCCUGCAGCUCAAUCCAUCCUGGGACGGUCCCAUCAAGCAACUGCUGGCUGACGCUGACACCUGGCUUUGCAAACGCAGAACUGAGUUGGGAGAGGAGGAGCCCUUCUUAAAAACAGAGGACGGCGCUCCCUUUACUCCCGUCUUCAGACAUGUGCGCCUUCAAUACAUCAUCAACGACCUGGCGUCUGCACGUAUCCUGGAGAGAGACAACAUUCUCCCACCCGAUUGGCUAACCUCCGUGUACAAGAGCCAGUGGUUUGCCAUGCUACGGACGGAGCACGACAAUGACAAUGGUCCACAGGAUGCAAACAAGGAGGAGUUUGAGUCAAGCAGUAUGAGGUGUGGCAGGAAACUGACCAAAGAUGGAGAUUACUGUUGGCGGUGGACAGGUUUCAACUUUGGCUUUGACCUGCUAGUGACCUACACCAACCGCUUCAUAGUGUUCAAGAGGAAUACACUGAGCCAGCCAUGUGGGGGAGCUGUGAGUCUGCAGCCCCGGAGGCAUCUAGCAUACAGGUUACGUCUGGCCUCCUUUGAUAAUAGUGGGAAGCUGGUGUGUAGUCGAUCCACUGGUUACCAGCUUCUCACCCUGGAGAAAGACCAGGAGUAUGUGGUGAUGAACCUGGACAGUCGGCUCUUGUCGUUCCCCCUCUACGUGUGCUGUAACUUCCAGUACACAUCUCAUAUGGACCGCCGCCCUGAUGCCCCUGAACCAGAGAGCAGCGCCCGCAGUGUAUCCUGAUAUCAGCUCCACACCCUCAACCAGUCCCCUCUCUGACCCCACAACCCUGGCAUCUGCAUGCUCUUUAGCCCAGUCUAUUGUGUUUUGGGAUAUGUUGUUUUUCAUCGUUCUUCAGUUUUCAUGGUUAAUAUUUGAUUUGCCUUUUAUAUUAUUUAUUUUGCUUUUUUUAAUGAAAUAAAAAACUUACACUGCCAAUAAAUAGUCCACACCGGUGGGCUGUGGUGCUAUCAAAAGUGUGACCAUGGUCAUCUCUCACAGGGAAUUAUCAGUUACUAGUUCUGUACAUCCAUUACUAACACAUACAGUAUUGCUAAUUGAGUAUGUUGGCCACUAGUUGGUCUGAAUUAGAUGUGAAUUUCAAAUACCUAUGGCAGAAUAUGGUGCUGCUUUUAAACUUUCAAAAUAUUACUUUAAUUUCUAGUCUACAUUUAGGAUAAUUGUAAUAUACCUGCCUUAAUGUAUUGUAAGAUGUUGGGCAUAUUGAUUUAUUUUGGACCAAAGUGGCAUGGCAGUCUUGACAAAAUAGUUUACUGAUCUGUCAGUUUCCUCAAGUGGGGGCUUACCUUUACACUUUGCAGUCAUUCAUAUCGUAUUAUUUGUAUUGCUGCAGUCGAAGGAACCUGCAAGUAAGCAUUUCGUUGGACAGUGUAUACCAUGUAUCCUGUACAUAUGACUAAUAACUUGUGCUGUAAUAUCCUCACUGAAAUGCUAUCAAUUAGUUCACCAUUAGUGUCUGUGCAUACAUUUGUACAUUAUACAGGUUUCACUAUGCUGUACAUGCUUAGUUAUUAAAACUGGUGUUUUCAAAA